Messenger RNA from Amphibalanus amphitrite, 3730 nucleotides. RefSeq names its product E3 ubiquitin-protein ligase rififylin-like. The record is from RefSeq and is a predicted model, not a curated record. Gene Ontology annotation, molecular function: ubiquitin protein ligase activity. Gene Ontology annotation, biological process: negative regulation of extrinsic apoptotic signaling pathway via death domain receptors; proteasome-mediated ubiquitin-dependent protein catabolic process; protein K48-linked ubiquitination. Gene Ontology annotation, cellular component: cytoplasm; plasma membrane. Lineage: Eukaryota; Metazoa; Arthropoda; Thecostraca; Balanomorpha; Balanidae. The transcript is spliced from 5 exons. The coding region runs from base 1583 to 2746 and encodes 387 amino acids.
GUGAAGUGUGGGCACUGGCACCAUCAGCGACCGCCGGACUGGCCACACGCGCCUUAACCACUUUCCCUUUACGAAUAGUCAGGUUGGUUUCACCGGCUGCUUUCCGAGCUGCGAGUUCCUGUCUGGCAAGGCGUGCUGCUUCUCGCUCUGACCAGGUGAGGUCCGGUGUGAUAUAGAUCUUACCCCAUUUCUCGGAUUGGCGCAGCUGAGGAGCAAGGCGGAGUAUGUCGUGCUUCACGCCCGGGGUGUCGAGUGUAACUAUCAGGAGUCUGUCCUUGUUUCGACUGGCCUUACCAGCUCUGAAGCUUUUUGUCGCAGAUACAUUCAUCCUGAAUUCGUCCUUGACCAUCUGCUGGAACAGCUUUAUGUCCCUCUCAGACCUGCCUGCCACGUCUCGGCUGUCACCCUCUGGUAGGUUAUGUACCACCAGGUUGUUUCUCCGUUUCUCCUUAUCCAGGAAGUCGUCAAAGACUUUUGAGAUGUUUUUCAUGUCCUUUGACUCCCCCUGAACUGACAGGGUCUGAGGGAUGGACGAGAGUUUAGCCGACACCUUUGUGACAACGUCAGUGCACGUGCCUUUAACCAUAUCAGCAUAUGAUGCUUUCUGCUGCACGUUGUCCCUGAUUGACCUUUCAAUGAGCUUUGUCUGUGUGUCAACUGCCUGCUCCUGUUGCUUAAGCGAUUGUCCUACCAUUGUUGUGUGUUUGUUUACAGCCGAUACAAGCUGUUCUACUUUUGCCUUUAGAUCUUUGUUUCCUACCUGUGCUGUGAGGUCCUUGACCAUGGAGGCCAGUUCAUCCAUCUUAGUCUCAAGAACUGUCAGACGAGCAGAGGUUGGCUCUUUGAGUGUUGCUUUGCAUGAGGUACAGAGCCAACUCACGAUCUGAUCAUGCUUGGAAAGAGCUUCGUAUCCCUCCUUUGGAAUACCCUGGCAGCUAGCGUGGAACCAUGCAUCACAUUUGUCACACUGAACACCAUACUCGGAAUUCCUAACUGGCUCCCCACAGACUACCUUUCCUGGGCCACCGUGACAAAAAGCAGAGUCACUGCCUGCAUCACUGGAGGCACGAGACCUUGACCCAAAUGGCUUGUAGGCCUCACCAUUUAGCUUAUGCACCUUGGCCCUACCUGUUUUGACCUCAGGUACCAGAAGAGAGGAACUUCCACUUUUGGAAUUCCUGGUGUCAGUACCACUAGCUCCAGUAUCACUGUCGGAAAAUACUGGACCAAGCACGUUCGAAUCCUGAUCCCCUGACACUGUCAACGACGUAUCCACGCCUUCACUUGAAACAGCAACACCACCAGAUGUCGACGAAGACAAUAUUCUCAACGAUCUUCUUUGACUUGGCGGCGGUGACCUUGAAACUGGCAUCUUGGCUUCUGAUUGGCCACAGAACCACGAGUCUAGCGAGCAAGACAAUCUUCAGGAAUUAAGAAAAUAUCUUCAAACUUCAGAUCACUGUCCACUGGCUUGAAAUCGUAUGCAAAAAUGUCGUAUGCAAGGUGUGCCCAGUGAGCAUCAAGCCGGUUUUUGAAUUGGUUCAGGGUGUCAGAGGCGACGACCACUGGCAGUAGGCUGUUGAUGAUGACGCGGAUGCGGACAUGUCUAAUGUGCCGCUCGGUGUGCUGCUCAGCCUGCAUGCAACGGGUGCGUCUGUGCGGCGUCGGCCGGCAGUGCCUGCGCUGCACGCGACUGGCCGGUGUACGCUACGAGCGCGCCGCCCUGCAGCAGAUGACCGUGCGCGACCUGAAGCACAUCAUGAAGAUCGCGGACGUCUCCUCGGCCACCUGCCGCGAAAAAUCGGACCUGGUGGACACGAUUCUGAUGUCCCGGAGGUCGGCCGAGCAGUCGGAUACUCAGAGCGAGCGGUCGCCGUUACCGUCCGCCCCCGACCUCGACCUCGACCGCGAGCCGGCCCCCGCGCCCACCCCUGCCCCCGCCGCCGACGGCCUGCCCCACCGCGCCCGGCCGCGAGACUCGAGUCGCGUGGGGCCCUACGAGUCGAUCCGAGUGCGCGCCAUGGAUGCUGAGGAGGCGCCGCCGUCGCCGAAGCCGGCGGGCGCGGCCGGCCGCCGCUCGGCGUCGCCCGCCGGCUCGGAGAGCUGUGACGACGUCGACGAGGACGGGUUCGUGGUGGUCGACGUGGAGACGAAUGAUGACGGCGGUGAGGACGGUGUCCGGUCGGAGCGGCCGGCGGAGGGCGGUGCGGUGGACGGAGAGGUGGAUGUGGAGGUCGAGGUGGACGGCCCGGCCGGCGGCAGCGAUGCCGGAGAGGAGGUGGUGGUGGACGAUGACCCGGACGAGCCGCAGUCCGAGUCGGUGACCAUCGAGGUGGAGCGGUCCGGGGACUCGGCUGCCGACCACCCCAUGUCCGAGACCGGCCUGGACCUGUCUCGUGUGACGGACGUGGCUCAGAUUCCCUCGGAGGAGCUGAUCGCCCAGCUGACGGUGCGCCAGUGUAAGCGGUUGCUGCAGCACCGUCGAACCGACUACCGCGGCGUCAUCGAGAAACAGGACCUGCUGCGGCGCGUCCGCGAGCUCUGGCACGAGACUAAGCGCAACGCAGAGGCUCUGGCGACCGCGUCGGACCGCGACAUAUGCAAGAUCUGCAUGGACUCGCUGAUCGACUGCGUGAUGCUGGAGUGUGGUCACAUGGCCACCUGCACCGCCUGCGGUAAGCUGAUGGCAGAGUGUCCCAUCUGCCGUAAAUACGUCGUCCGAGUGGUGCAUGUGUUCCGAUCGUAGCGCCACACCUCGACGGCGGCGCGUACUUCAGCUUUGUUACCCGCCGCGUGGCGGCGCUGUGAGUGGAGGAAUGCGGCUGGGACGCAGCACGGAGGCUGGUCGAAUAUUUUUGGUAGGAUGGAGAGUCCCAGUCGUCCUCUAAGCGGAGCAUUGAAAGUUACCAGAGGAAGUGGUGAGAUAAGUUUAAAUACUGGAGAAAAUGUGAUCCCUAUCCGCGCCAGUUGAGGUUUAACAAUGCAGGAACGAUCCUGGAUGGUUUUGUACUAGUCUAGCUAGCUUUGGCACUUUGUUUAACGGGUGUUGUGAUGUAGCUUUAGCUGAUAUUCGGGGUGUCGAUUCGUUGAUAUCGUGAGGUUGCGGACGUUUCGAGGGAAUGUCUUUGAGGCAUAUCGGAGCCUGCCUGGGCUGAAGCCGCCAGUUUGCAGUGUUAAAAGGCACUGAUGGCGGCCCCUAGGGCUGGAGUGGGCACUCGGCGGUGCAGGGCCCCGUGUGGUGCUUGUUCUGAUCGCCUGAUCGGUGGAGCCCGGUUGUUAGCCGCGCGGGCGGUGGGUGCGCCCGGCCUCGGCGAGGAACGGUCGACGGCAGUGUGGGUGCCGGUCCCUACAGGGGAGGUAGGGCGAGCGGUGCAGCGUCACGCCGAGCCUGUGAUUCGCGCGGCGCCGGCCGUGUGAGCCGGGCGUGAUAUCCAGAGGACCAGUGGGUGUUCGAACCGAAUCCAUAUCGAUUCCACACAACCGACUCGGUCCGAGACCGAGACGAGGCUGAUUAGAGUAGUCCACCAGACUGGUACACAGUGUAUCUUCCGCUGAGCCGAGUCGCUGGCGUAAAUGUGCACAUAUUGGCUGUUAUCGGGCGGUUCGCUGCGACAAAUCCAGAUGCAGACGACCUAUUUUAUUUUAACGAAUUGUUCAAUUUGUAUUCAGUUUUGUUUAUGAUCCAACAUGGUUAUGCAGAGAUGACCAAAUAUAUUUUCAGCUUCCGUAA